Drosophila bipectinata is the source of this 1722-nucleotide messenger RNA. It is a transcript of the gene cpb, whose product is annotated as F-actin-capping protein subunit beta. The record is from RefSeq and is a predicted model, not a curated record. Gene Ontology annotation, cellular component: cytoplasm; F-actin capping protein complex. Gene Ontology annotation, molecular function: actin filament binding. Lineage: Eukaryota; Metazoa; Arthropoda; Insecta; Diptera; Drosophilidae. Gene Ontology annotation, biological process: actin cytoskeleton organization; cell morphogenesis; regulation of lamellipodium assembly.
AGGCAAAGGAGUUUCUAUCGGCGUUUAUCCACCUCUAAAUAAAAACCUUAAACUAGAUUAUAAAAAAAACGUCAAUUUAGUGCAAUUUAUUGCAGUAAAAACCCAAAAAUUAGGUAGCCAUAAGACUGUAAUAGACCGACUUCAGCUCGUCUGAAUCAUCGAAAAAGAACAGCACAGCGUGACAAAGGAAAACAAAUCGCAACCAAAAUGUCUGAGAUGCAAAUGGACUGUGCUUUGGAUCUGAUGCGUCGCCUGCCGCCCCAGCAGAUCGAGAAGAACCUCAUCGAUCUGAUCGACCUGGCGCCGGACCUGUGCGAGGACCUUCUGUCGUCGGUGGACCAGCCCCUGAAGAUUGCCAAAGACAAGGAGCAUGGCAAGGACUACCUGCUGUGCGACUACAAUCGCGACGGGGACUCCUACCGUUCGCCGUGGUCCAACACCUACUACCCGCCGCUGGAGGACGGCCAGAUGCCCUCGGAGCGGCUGCGCAAGCUUGAAAUCGAGGCCAACUACGCCUUUGACCAGUACCGCGAGAUGUACUACGAGGGCGGAGUGUCGUCGGUGUAUUUGUGGGAUCUCGACCACGGUUUUGCUGCUGUGAUACUCAUCAAGAAGGCUGGUGAUGGCAGCAAAAUGAUCCGUGGCUGCUGGGACUCCAUUCACGUGGUGGAGGUUCAGGAGAAGACCACCGGUCGGACGGCCCACUACAAACUCACCUCCACGGCGAUGCUGUGGCUCCAGACCAACAAGCAGGGCUCCGGUACAAUGAACCUGGGCGGUUCCCUCACCCGCCAGACGGAACAGGAUGCCAAUGUUAGUGAGUCGUCGCCGCACAUUGCCAACAUUGGAAAAAUGGUUGAGGAGAUGGAGAACAAGAUACGCAACACCCUCAACGAGAUCUACUUUGGCAAGACGAAGGACAUUGUGAACGGGCUGCGCAGCACACAGUCGCUGGCCGAUCAGCGCCAGCAAGCGGCCAUGAAGCAGGACCUGGCGGCCGCCAUCCGGAAUCGCAACGUCAAGCCCGAUUCGAACUGAGAGCCCGAGAACCGAGCACUGAGCGGCUGAAGGCGGCAGGCUGCAGGCUGCAUCUGCACCCCCGCCCUCAUACAAUUCAAUUUCAAGAUAAACCAACCAUAGCCCUAAUCUAGCAAUGCAAGGUCUCUCAACCUCACCGCAUGAUCUCGGAUGUAAUAAGAUGUGAAUUAUAUAGCUGCCACCAAAGAAAUAUUACCUUAAUGGUAAAAAUUUUGGUAAUAUUUCAGUUCAGCUACAAUUCCCCACUAUUCACACCCGAUGAUCAGUAGGUCGGUGAGCUUGGAGACUCUGCAUCAGAUGCGGUGGGUAUUCGAUAGCAGACUAAAAUUAUGGAAAAUAUGCAUUUGUAGGCAGUAAAUUUGUUAAAAAAAAAAGAGAGAAUUGUUACACGAAAAUGAUUAAUUGUAAAAUUGCGACUGUCUCUCCUUUGUCGACCACCCCCGCCCAUAUUGUUGCAACUUCGAGACGUCCUACGCCCCAGAAACCAAUAUAAACAGUUCAGCAGGAACGCCAACUUCGCCGCCCUCAAGACAGUAUCUAUAAGUAUUUGUAUCUUAUUUGUAAAAUGCAUAUUUGUACCGAUAUCGGCUGCAAAUGAGUUCUCAGUUCAGUUCUCAGUACUAUCAUUUGUGGAUCCGUUUUUUAUAAUUCUUCCGCGAAUAAAUAUUGUGUUUAUUAAUUAAU